AAACCCGAUAAGGCCGUCGGUUCAUGAGCACUGUGCUGCAGGAAUGGUGUGUGUCGUAGGCAGAGCAGUGACAAGGUUGUGCGUCCCGUGAACAGUACGUAUUUUCAGAGUCGCAAUGGCAGACGCUUUGGGUAAAGUCCCCGACGCUGAAGUCGAUCCAGAAGGAACAUUUAAGUAUAUUUUAGUGAGGAUAAAAGUAAAAGAUGGAACUGAUUACAAAGAUAUAGUGAGAGGCACAAAAAGUGCUGGGCAGUAUCACAAUCAUAUAUUUGAGAAGGUCACCCCACCAAUAACGGCUUUGGGACUGGAGUGCAACUGUCUUGGAGGAGGGAAGAUUGAGCACAACAGCAAAGACAAAAAACUGCAUGUUUUUGGGGAAUCAACUGGCUAUGGCAAAGCAGAUCAUUCAGUGUCUGUUGAGAAGCUGAAGAGUGUUUUCAAAGACUACGAGAUUACCUGGUCCGAUGAUAAAGAAUAGAGGGAAACUCCCCCUCUGUAUAUGUCUGCCAUAUGGCUAUACACCCCUGUUAACAAAACAACACAGAUGUCACUGCAAUGAUUCAAAAUCAUUAAAAUAAAAAUUCAGUUGCAUUUUA
Salmo salar (Atlantic salmon) is the source of this 596-nucleotide messenger RNA. The record is from RefSeq and is a predicted model, not a curated record. Lineage: Eukaryota; Metazoa; Chordata; Actinopteri; Salmoniformes; Salmonidae.